AUGAGAGCUUUAAUUGUUACUGACAUGCAAAAUGAUUUUUUGCCUCCAAAGGGUUCAUUGCCUGUGCCACACGGUGAUGAAAUUGUUCAACCAAUUUUGGAUUUAAUUCGUCAAGAAGAACAACAAGAUUUUCAUAGAAUUGUCUUAGUACGUGACUGGCACACACGUAACCAUACAUCCUUUGCUAAGUCUCAUGAUCUACCAGAAUACUCCCAAUUUGAAUACAAAUCACCAAGACCAGGUGACAAAUCAACACAAAUGGGUACUUUAUGGCCUGUACAUUGUGUUCAAAACACCUGGGGUUCCCAAUUAGCUAAUCCGCUAUUGAAGGAAACUUAUCAUACACAUUUAAAAAUCGUCGAUAAAGGUUUCUUAUCUGAUAGAGAAUAUUAUUCAGGUUUUAGUGAUAUUUGGGAUUUCCAUAAAACUGAAUUACAUGACUAUUUACAAAAACAUCACAUUACUGAGGUUUUAGUCGUGGGACUCGCGUUAGACUACUGUGUUAAAGCAACAGCUAUUUCUGCAGCUAAACUAGGUUAUAAUACUACCGUAGUGAAAUCUUUAACAAGAGCAAUUCACGAUGAUGAUGAACAUAUGAAACAAUUGGAAAAAGAAUUAAAGGAAAAUAACGUUAAACUGGUUGAUGAAGUUCCACCUCAUCAAUCUGCUAAUGCAACUGCUUAA
Messenger RNA from Maudiozyma saulgeensis, 684 nucleotides. Lineage: Eukaryota; Fungi; Ascomycota; Saccharomycetes; Saccharomycetales; Saccharomycetaceae. The record is from the annotation of a GenBank genome assembly.